ACGCCGCGUCACCACCACUCACGAUCGGAGCGCCAAGAUGAAGGAAGUUGCUUCGCUGCCCCGCACGCCUACGAUGGCCGCCACGGCGUCCGACCAGGGACCCAACAGCUUGCACCUGCAUGCCGACACGGAGCUUGGAGAGGCCGCAAGGGGCUCGACUGGCGCCGAGGUCGCCGCUGAUAUGGAGCUCAUGGGCGCCACCAAUCGUGAUAUGUUCUCGUGGUUACUGUUUAACUCAGAGAACAUGACUGCGCCUGCGGGCGUAGGGGGUCACCCUUCUGCUGACCACGCGCAUGCUCAAGCGUUGGCUACUUCAAUGGCGCUAGAUGACCCGUUUCGAAUGCUUGGCCCGGGCGACGACACCAGCCUCCCGCUCACGUUGCACCCAGUCACGACCUCGGCGCAGCUCAUCCAAACGGGCGCUCUCACAGUGGAGAUGCCAGCCACGACACCUGCUACUACUACGGCUCCGGUCUCCAUGGCGGCGCCCACCAAGCCUGUGCAAAAUCAACGCGGUAUGAAGCGCCCCGCCGCCGAUGUGGCCAAGGAUCUACACGGCAAGCACCUGACUAACACAGAGGGUCUACUUCGCCACCUCGAGAGUGCCAACAACGCAUUGGUUCAGAAGCGCCAGGCCGUGCACAAUACCAAUAUCACGGUUCCCUCGGCGGCAAUGGCUACGGCUGCCAAGUCGCCCAAAACGGAGAAAACUCCGACGUCCAGCAGCAGCGAUAGUAAUAACCCCAGCAACAUGACAAGCCUGCAAAGAAAACUCAAGCUCGAGCGCAACCGGGAGUCGGCGCGCGAGUGUAGACGUCGCAAGAGGGAGCACAUCUUGGGCGUCGAGGAGCGCUGCCGCCAGCUCGAGCGCGAGAAUAUGGAGCUGCGCGGACAGCUGAAGGCCGGCAAAGAGGCCAUUCGGCAAGAGGAGAAGGAGAAGAACCGCGUGUGCGAAGAACUGGAGAAGAUGAUUCAGCGCGGCGCCUCAGAGAAGGAGCUCGCGGAGAAGAUCGAUAAUUUCAAGGAGCAGUACUCUGACUACGGUCACGGCCGCCGCUCGGCGCUGAGUUACCACCUGCACCAGAUCGAACGACUGCUCCUGCCCACGCAGGUAACCAAGAUGUGCAUCUGGGCCUUGCGUCAAGACGACAGCUUCUGGCAGGACGAGGAGGACGAGACCAGUCUACCGGUCAUCCUAGCCAAAGAGCUGGGACUAAGUGAAGACCAGAAGAAGAAGAUUCAGCAGCAGCGGGGGUCAAUCUCGCUCAUCUGCGAGAACCUCAAAAGUGCGCUGGGGCUACUCUCGGAGCUCAAGACCGAAGUAACCAACAAAAACUCCACCUUAGACAUGGAGAUGGACAAGCUGCAGAAUAUCCUUACCCCCACCCAACGCGCCAAGGUGGGUGCUGGUUGCACAAAACCGGUUGACAUCUAG
Molecule: messenger RNA, 1435 nt
Organism: Phytophthora infestans T30-4
Lineage: Eukaryota; Oomycota; Peronosporomycetes; Peronosporales; Peronosporaceae
Exons: 1
Coding region: 38-1435 (465 amino acids)
Biological process (GO): regulation of DNA-templated transcription
Molecular function (GO): DNA-binding transcription factor activity
Source: RefSeq, a predicted model, not a curated record